AAGUGUUCCAGAGCUGUUGCACGAGUUCUGAAGACGAGAAUAAUUACCUCACGGCAGUAGGUGAACUCGUGCAAUCUCAAUGGGAAGACGCGUUCAAGCAUGGAAAAAUCAGAAGAAAUCGAGCGAUUCUUCCAAAUCGCCAAGAAAUUAACUCUCGAAGCCGGCAAGUUAUUAAAGGCUGCGCUCGAAUCCGAGAAAAAGGUAAUGGCGAAAGGCAAUCAAGGUGACAUCGUCACGGCUAGUGACCAGGAAAUUGAGAAGAUUUUGAUUUCUGGACUGUCGUCCGCAUUUCCAGAGCACAAAUUCAUUGCUGAGGAGUCGACGGAAAAUGCCCAACAAGUGCUGACAAACGCCCCCACAUGGAUCAUCGACCCAAUAGAUGGUACAGUAAACUUCGUCCACUCGUUCCCCCAGUGCUGCAUCUCAAUAGGCUUGACGAUAGAUAAAAUACUAGAGGUGGGGAUCAUUUACAAUCCGUCUAAUGACGAGUUGUACACUGCAAAGAGGGGGCAGGGGGCAUUUUUGAAUGAAAAAAAGUUGAGAGUUUCAGACGUGACAGAAUUAUCAGAAGCUCUGAUGAUCAUCGAGCCUGGGGUCCUCAGACGAACGAGGGCCCACCUGGACAUUGCCAAGGGGCGGAUGGAAGUCCUCUGUUCCUCAGCUAGAGGAAUCAGAAAUGUGGGAUCGGCAGCUCUGGCAUUGGCAUACGUAGCGAGAGGUAUAAUAGACGUUUUCCAUCUGGACUACAUGCAGCCCUGGGACGUGGCAGCGGGAUUUUUAUUGGUAACAGAGGCCGGAGGAACUGUUAUCGACACAAAAGGCGGACCUCCCAACCUCCUGGAGCCCUUGAUAAUAGCGUCGGGGACCUCUCAACUCGCCCAGGAAGUUUCUCAACUAAUAAUUGAAACGGACUUGAAGAUACAAAGAAAACGACUGAAACGAACAUAAAUUACCCCGCGAUUUUUACAAUGUAGUUAUAGUAAUGACGUCUCACGGUAGAAUGACAAUCAGAAAAAAAAAACAAGUGGGGAAUUGCUCCUGUAUUGCAUAGAGUAGUCAUUUUUACUAAUAAAUUAGCAAUAUGCUUCCCAA
This is a messenger RNA of Diachasma alloeum, 1092 nucleotides long. Its product is annotated as inositol monophosphatase 2-like. NCBI's taxonomy places the organism in Eukaryota, Metazoa, Arthropoda, Insecta, Hymenoptera, Braconidae. Gene Ontology annotation, molecular function: inositol monophosphate 1-phosphatase activity. Gene Ontology annotation, biological process: signal transduction; phosphatidylinositol phosphate biosynthetic process; inositol metabolic process. The transcript has 7 exons. The record is from RefSeq and is a predicted model, not a curated record. The coding region runs from base 100 to 948 and encodes 282 amino acids.